Messenger RNA from Paecilomyces variotii, 1202 nucleotides. Its product is annotated as 50S ribosomal subunit protein L15. Lineage: Eukaryota; Fungi; Ascomycota; Eurotiomycetes; Eurotiales; Thermoascaceae. Gene Ontology annotation, molecular function: structural constituent of ribosome. The record is from RefSeq and is a predicted model, not a curated record. The transcript is spliced from 2 exons. The coding region runs from base 31 to 939 and encodes 302 amino acids. Gene Ontology annotation, cellular component: mitochondrial large ribosomal subunit. Gene Ontology annotation, biological process: translation.
UCAUCAUAACCGGCCCCCCAAACCCCCAUCAUGCCUCCACGACUCCCCGCGCUGGCUCUGCCUCUGCAGAGUUCCAGCAUCCAGAUUUCGACAACUGCAUCGCCAUUGUCGUUCCUGCUCCAGCAGCAGAGUCGGAACGCUCACAUUCUCGCAUCGCUCUCCGACAACCCCGGGGCAUAUAAUAAGCGGAUUCGACGAGGUCGAGGUCCUGCUUCGGGUAAGGGAAAGACGUCCGGACGCGGUCACAAAGGUCAGGGUCAGCAUGGAAAAGUUCCUGCGGGAUUCAAUGGUGGUCAGACGCCGGAGAUUAUCGUCCAUGGAGAACGGGGGUUUCAGAAUAUAUUCUCUAUCGAACUCGCCCCCGUGAACCUCGAACGUAUUCAAGAAUGGAUUGACCAAGGCCGUAUCGACCCGACUCGUCCCAUCACUGUGCGCGAACUGGCCCAAUCGCGCUGCAUCCACCAGACCAAAGACGGCGUGAAGCUCCUCGCCAGCGGCGCCAGCUCGCUCAAACAACCCAUCAACAUCGUCGUGUCUCGCGCGUCCGCGUCCGCCAUCGCCGCCGUCGAGGCCGCAGGAGGCACCCUCACCACUCGCUUCUACACCCGCGCCGCUAUCCAGCGCAUCAUCAAAGGCGAGACGCACCCGUUCGUCUCUCUGGCGUGGACGGCCCAGAGCGGCAGCGAGGCGCUCAACCAGACCGUCGAGGAGAUCAGCGAGUCGAAAAUCAUGAAGGAGAUGGGCUUCAAGUACCGUCUUCCAGACCCGACUAACAGAAAGGAUAUCGAAUAUUAUCGUGAUCCCGCCCAUAGGGGAUACCUCAGCCAUCUGCUCAAGCCGAUGGAAGGUCCGUCGUUGUUCUUCCGCUCUCCUGCCGAUCGGAGAUCUGCUGCGGGUGUUAAGAAAGAGAAGAAAUUACCCGAGAACAGACUCUGGUAGUUUUUCUGAUUCUCCAUUUCUUUCUCUCUCUCUUUUCAGAUUUUUUUUUUCAUCUCAACGUCGCUGGAGUUUGAUAUAUUCGAAUCCUGUAUUGGUCCUCGCUUGAUAAUGCCCAUAUCAUACCUCUCCCUCCUUCCCUCCUCUAACUUCACCUCAUCUUCAUCCCGUCGGGCUACCUUUUUUAUCUUCACCCGAGAGGAUGCUGUUAUAUGUAUGUAUGUAUGUAUAGAAGAAAUAUGUCGAGCGAAAACAUUCAAAUGGAU